Messenger RNA from Myxocyprinus asiaticus (Chinese sucker), 4537 nucleotides. Its product is annotated as glutathione hydrolase 1 proenzyme-like. Gene Ontology annotation, biological process: peptide modification; glutathione catabolic process; regulation of inflammatory response. Gene Ontology annotation, cellular component: plasma membrane. NCBI's taxonomy places the organism in Eukaryota, Metazoa, Chordata, Actinopteri, Cypriniformes, Catostomidae. The transcript is spliced from 15 exons. The coding region runs from base 235 to 2007 and encodes 590 amino acids. Gene Ontology annotation, molecular function: glutathione gamma-glutamate hydrolase. The record is from RefSeq and is a predicted model, not a curated record.
AUUACAGUAUAUCAGUCCAGCUGGCUUUUGAUACAUUCACAAAUACAAGAAGAGAAGAUAAUUUCUGUUUCAGGAGGACAUCAUGGCUUGUGAAAAGGCAGGAUCAUGUCUUAAAAGGUAGAAGGGAGAAGAACAUAACUCAUUCCUGCUGACCAGGUGCAGAAAGCUCAGCAAAGCAGUGGUUUAUGGUCCAGGUCAGCAUAGGUGGCGCAUCAAGCUUCACUAGUCAGUCAAAUGAAUCGAAUAGGGUUUCAAGGUCACCACCCCUUGGAGGAGCUCCCACAGCGUCAGCUUCUGAACCAGCGUCGAAGAUGUCUGGUGGUCUUUUUUGUGGCUGCAAUGGUUUUGAUCGUGAAUAUACUGUGGUAUAAACACACUCCCCCAUCAUACGCUUGCUUUUAUAAAGCAGCAGUGGCAGCAGAUAAUGGGAAAUGCUCUGAGAUUGGGAAGGACAUCUUGAAGCUGAAAGGUUCAGCAGUUGAUGCUGCUAUUGCCACUCUUCUGUGUUUGGGUGUGGUUCAUCCCCACAACAUGGGUAUAGGAGGAGGUGUGAUUUUCAACAUAUAUGAUGCAUCAACAGGAAAUGUGGAGACAAUUGAUGCAAGAGAAAGUGCUCCAAUGAGUGCUUAUGAAACCAUGUUUGGCACUGAUGCCCAGAUGGCACAGAAAGGAGUGUUUUCCAUUGCUGUACCAGGACAAAUUCGUGGUUACGAGAUGGCACACAAAAGAUAUGGAAGACUGCCAUGGAAGGAACUGUUCAAACCCAGUAUAAAUUUGGCAUGUGAUGGUUUUAAAAUCAACAAGGCUUUGGCUGAAGCCAUUGAAAACAAACGUUCAGCAAUUCUGAAUGAUGAAGCAUUGUGUGAAGUGUUUUGUGAUACUUCAAGAAAAAAAAUCCUUAAGGAAAAUGAUAUUUUAAGACUUCCUAAACUAGCGCAAACCUAUCAGACGAUAGCGGAUUAUGGGCCAGAUGUUUUUUACAGUGGGUCUCUAGCCAAUGAUGUAGUGAAGGAUAUCAGUGAUAGAGGAGGGAAUAUAACACUUCAGGAUCUUAAGAAAUACAAGGCAAAAAUUAAUAAGACGUUGAACAUUACUAUGGGAGAUAACAUCGUUUAUGUUCCUACUGCUCCAUCCAGCGGACCUGUGCUCGCUCUGAUACUCAACAUACUCAAAGGUUACAACUUCUCACCUCACAGUCUUUCCACACAUGAGAAGAGGACUUUAACAUAUCAUCGCAUAAUAGAGGCAUUUCGCUUUGCUUAUGCCCAGAGGACUAAACUUGGAGACCCACUGUACGUCGACAUUAAUGAUGUCAUCCAAAACAUGACUUCAGAGCACUUUGCAAACAACAUCAGGAAUAAGAUCACAAACACUACUCACCCAGGAAGCUACUAUGAACCUGAGUAUUAUGUACCUGAUGUCAACGGGACGUCUCACCUCUCUGUCAUCGCAGAAGAUGGUAGUGCUGUGGCCGUCACCAGCAGUAUCAACGAUCAUUUUGGUUCUCUGGUGAUGUCACCCUCAACUGGCAUAAUCUUUAAUAACCAGAUGGAUGAUUUCUGCUCUCCUGGUUUUAAUAAUGGCAAUGGGGUGCCCCCUUCACCCAAUAACUUCAUUCAACCAGGUAAACAACCACUUUCAUCAAUGUCUCCCACGAUAAUAUUUGACAAACACAACAAAGUCAGAAUGGUGGUUGGGGCUUCAGGUGGGCCAAAAAUCACCACAGGAACUGCUCAGGUGAUCCUGAAUGUCCUGUUCUUUAACUAUGAUCUGAACAAAGCCGUUAAUGAACCCAGACUUCACAAUCAGUUAAUGCCCAACAGGACAUCUGUGGAAAGUGACUUUGAGGAGAGUGUAUAUCAGGACUUGCAUCGGAAAUAUCUUCAUGAAAUAAAGGUAAUACUACCCAAAGACACAAUAGCAAAGGUUCAGGCAAUUGUGCAACAAGAGGGGAAAAUCUGUGCUAAAUGUGAUGACAGGAAAAGAGGCUAUCCUGCAGGAUACUGACACCUGGUCCCUCUCUCUCCUCUCACCUAUUGGGAACAUUCAGUCAACAUUCAAAUUCAGAAGUGGUUAUACCUUUACUGUAACUCAAAACUCAUCUCUUUUUCAAACUUUGAAUUGUAUUGUUGGCACUUGUAUUUGCUUGUUUAUUAGUUUGAAGCAUUUCAUCUGUAUUUAGGAUGCACUUCCUUUUUAUAUUUACUUGUUAUCAUUGCUGAAUUGACUGCUUUGGCCUCUGUUGACUGCAGUAGAGUCUGCAGGGGAAAAAUAUAAUGUUUAAAAACAUGAAUCGGAUGCCACAUGAGCAGCUUGUGUUAUGUAGAGUCAUUAAGAUCCAGUGUUACUUAGAAAGUAAUCUACAACACAUUAGUACUGUAAUUACUCUUUAAAACUGUAAUCAGAUUACACUACUCAUUACUUCAUGAGAAAAGCGAUCACAUUACUAAUUAUUCCUUUAAAUUACUUUUUUCCUAGAAACGUUUGUUGUUCUGCUUAACGAAUUCAAAAUAAUGUCUAUAUGUUCUCAUUGUUUAUUGUAACAUGCAAGUCAUACACUCAGCACCUCAAGUGUCCCUAUAAUCACUCAUUAGUGACUCUCCAGCUGUUAUAGAAACAUAUUAUAGAUGAACAUUUCACAUUUUAAUUGUAUUUUACAUAAUAUUAUUUUAGAAAUAUGUGUAGCUCAAGCAAUGUACUUAAAAUAAAUACACUUAGUAACUGUAGUCUAAUAACCCAAAUGUAAAGUGUAAUACUUUUUUUUUUUUUUUUAAGUAAUUUGAUUACAGUAACUAAUUGCUUUGUCACAGUUACUAAUAAUAGGCUUGGUUCCAGUACGUAAGGGAGAAGUUGUGUCAGAAAUACAACAAAGAGGCAUGUACUGCUUAUUAUACAGAUCAAUCAUAUAAACUUCAGAAGAAACCCCUUAACACUACCAUCUAGUGGCCAUCAUCAAGUCAAACAUAAGGAGGCAUACAUUGUAUUUUACAGGCAUUCAGUGGGCAGUCCUUCCAGGUGGUUACAAAGUAUUCAGGUGAACCUUAAACAAAGAAUGCAGUUGAUCCCACCACAGACUGGGGUUUCUCCAGCCCUAAUUCAGUCAGCAUAACUACAGUUCUGUGACAGUAUUUGCCCUCUUCCUGAUUUCUUCUGUUUUUGUGUAUUUUUCAUACUAAAUUGUUUAAGAUCUUCAAAUGAGAUAUGUUUUAAAACAAAGGCACCCUGUGUAAACACAAAAUACAGUUUUCAAUAUAUAUAUAUUUUUUAUUGAAGCAAAAAAGUUAUCCAAAACCUAUAUCACCCAUGUGAAAAACUAUCUUCCCCCUUAAACUUAAUAGCUGCCACCUUUAGCAGCAACAACUGCAACCAAACACUUCCGAUAACUGGAGAUCAGUCUUUCACAACACUGUGGGGCAGUUUUGUCCCACUCUUCUUUGCAGAACUGUUUUAGUUCAGUCACAUUGGAGGGUUUUCGAGCAUGAACUGCCCGUUUAAGGUCCUGCCACAGCAUCUCAAUCAGAUUCAAGUCAGGACUUUGUCUAGGCCACUCCAAAACUUCAAUUUUGCUUCUUUUGAGCCAUUCAGAGGUGGACUUACUCCUAUGCUUUGGAUCAUUGUCUUGCUGCAUAAUCCAGUUGCGCUUGAGCUUCAACUCACGGACUGAUGACCGGAUGUUCUCCUUUAGGAUUUUGUGGUAGAGAGCAGAACUCAUGUUUCCCUCAAUUAUUUAUGUUUUAUGUUAGAUUUUGUUUGAAUUUUAGUAUGAGAUAUAUGCAAAAACAGAAGAAAUCAGAAUGGGGGCAAAUACUUUUUCACAGCACUGUCUAUGACUCGGACGACUUCAUUUUCAUAGAAAUAAGGAAGGGUCCACACCUGUGGGAAUGCAUUGACAUUUGAUUCAGACAUUGACUGAAUCAUGAACAGUGGGCCACCAAUUCACAGAAUGGGGCUGGGGCACCGAGAGCCAUCACAGACAAAAGGUGAUAGCCUUAGUUAGCAUGAGAAACAAAUUGUGCCAUAACACUCUUGUUCAAGUUGCUGGAUGCAUCCUGUAAAAAUGCACUGUUCUUUGGAUGAGACAUUAAACCAAGGUCCUGACUCUCUGUAGUCAUUAAAAAUCCCAGGGCACUUCUUGUAAAGAAUAGGGGUAUACCCCAGUGUCCUGGUCUAAUUCCCUUCAUUGGCCUUUAUCUAUCAUGGCCUUCUAAUAAUCCCCAUCCCUGAACUGGUUACAUCACUUUCCUCUCCAUCAAAAACAAGAUGCAAACAUGUGUAGACGAUCUCACAGAAUCAUGAUACCGAAUACCUUGAAAGCACAAUACAAAGUGCAUCACUUUAGUUUUUCAUGUGGUGUUAUAUGAGAGACAGUGGAUCACCUGAUCUUAUAGUGACACUUAAAUCUGCAAUCCCACAGCAUGUAUAAUGUUAAAUUUGAACUUAUUUAAAACUGUAAUAGUCUAGUGAAAAAAAUAAGGACAUUUAAAUGAACUUAUUGCACUAGUGUCGUUUCCUCAUGACCCCAGAACUGCGAAUCAAA